AGGAAGAAAAAGGAAAACAAAAUUAAAAAAAAAAUGAUGAGGUGUGUAUGCUGUGGGAUUUGGUUGUAACGCAUUAACAGCUAAUGGUGAUUAGGAAGAUUUAAAAAAAAGAUGAAAAAAUGAAUGAUUUGAGUGAAGAAGAGAAGAGGAAAACAUAAAACUGGAAUACUUCUUCCCUCCCUUGGUUUGCGAAAUCGAGAUAGAGAGAUUAGAUGGGUGCUUCUAUAUCAUCAUCAGUUCCCGAGAAAUCCAUCCAUCAGUUCACCGUCAAGGAUAGCUCCGGCAAGGAUGCGGACCUAAGCGUUUAUCAAGGGAAAGUGCUUCUCGUCGUCAAUGUGGCUUCUAAGUGCGGACUCAUCGAAUCCAAUUACACCCAGCUCACGGAACUUUACCAGAAAUAUAAAGAUCAAGGGUUAGUGGUCUUGGCGUUUCCAUGCAACCAGUUUCUAUACCAAGAGCCUGGCACCAGCGAAGAGGCUCAUCAAUUUGCUUGUACUCGGUUUAAGGCCGAAUACCCCGUUUUCCAAAAGGUGCGUGUUAACGGGCAAAACGCAGCACCGGUCUACAAAUUCCUCAAAUCAAAGAAACCUUCUUUUCUAGGAACUAGGAUCAAAUGGAACUUCACCAAGUUCUUGGUCUCCAAAGAUGGUCAAGUCAUUGAUCGUUAUGGCCCAACUGUUUCACCUCACUCCAUCCAGUCAUUUCUGUUGGAUAUGGGCUUUGCCCCAUAUGCCAACUCGGCCCAACAAAGACUCACCAGAGAUAGAAGGAAAUGGGCCAACCUCGGAGGACAAUCUCGGGAUUUCACACAGAAAACCCUAGAGGGUUCUAACUCUACAUUCGCUUAUAAAUAGCUCGAGACAUCUAUUGGAGAAAGGACCCCGGACCCGCAGACAAUACCUACAGAGCAACACUUUGCAUCGAAAACUGCUAUUGUCUUUCGUAUAUUUCAUUUUUGUUUUCAGUUCGUCCCUUUAAGCUUGCUAGUUCGCUUGUGAACUAACAAGCUCUAUCUCGACUCGUUUUAAGUGACGAUCUCACGUUUUCCCCGAUUAAUAAAAGAACUUGCUUGC
Messenger RNA from Camelina sativa (false flax), 1073 nucleotides. Its product is annotated as putative glutathione peroxidase 5. NCBI's taxonomy places the organism in Eukaryota, Viridiplantae, Streptophyta, Magnoliopsida, Brassicales, Brassicaceae. Gene Ontology annotation, molecular function: peroxidase activity. The record is from RefSeq and is a predicted model, not a curated record. Gene Ontology annotation, biological process: response to oxidative stress. Gene Ontology annotation, cellular component: cytosol.